Messenger RNA from Diutina rugosa, 612 nucleotides. It is a transcript of the gene SCP1, whose product is annotated as Scp1p. NCBI's taxonomy places the organism in Eukaryota, Fungi, Ascomycota, Pichiomycetes, Serinales, Debaryomycetaceae. Gene Ontology annotation, molecular function: protein binding. The record is from RefSeq and is a predicted model, not a curated record. The transcript has a single exon. Bases 1 to 612 code for a protein of 203 amino acids.
AUGACGUCACCUCCAGCGCUCGAACGCAUCUCCCCUCAGCCCACUUCUAAACGUCAUAUGUCUUUCAACUACUCCCAGCGGUAUCCCGAACCGCUGAAGCACACCCAGCAAGCAGCCACCAAUCUUGACCAGGAUGUCAAUGCUUCUCGAGCUCAGCGCUACCAGGAAAAGCAACCCGAAGUAAAGCAAUACCUUGUCGAUGUGCUUGGAAGCCAAUUGUUCGACCACAAGUUCGGCGACCCCCAGCUUAAAUCUACAGACUUGAUGGACGUGCUUCACGACGGCGAAGUGUUGUGUAAGCUUGGCCAGAAAGUGUCGGUGCUGGCCAAUCCUACGACCAAGUUCCGCAGCUCGAAGAUGCCGUUUGUGCAAAUGGAGAACAUUCUGUUCUUCCUCUCCCUUUGCGAAGCGAUCGGUGUACCUCACGAUGAGAUAUUUGUCACUGUUGAUAUGUACGAGCUGAAGGACCCUUAUCAGGUGAUCUUGACGUUGAUGUCGUUCUCCCGCCAGGCGCAGGCGCAUGAUCCGGCGACGUUUACGGCGAUGAUUGGUCCCAAGGUGGCCAAGGCCAGACCUCAGAUCCCCACUAAACCCCACCGACUUAAAAACUAA